AUGGAUUUAAGUAGAAACACAACGUCAGAUAGCAACCCCAACUUGUAUCUUUCUGAACCAGAAGAUGGGGAUCAACUUCUGUGGGAGAUACCCACAUAUGUGAGUGAUCGAGUAAGACGUGUUAAUACCGGUGCCAACUCCAUAAUGUCAGUUUUACGAAGAGGAAGAAGCAAUACGGUAACGAGUAUCAGGAGUGGUAUAAUCUCGAUGAAAGAGCAUGUCGAUAAAGAGAAAUUCUUUUAUUUACUGUUCACUAGUCUGUUUAUCUACUCCGGCUUUAUGGCGGUGUUUGCCCCAGUAACGUCACUUGCAUCAGAUUUCAGAUUACUACAUGGGAGUCAAUUGACUGAAUUCGAAGCAUAUAGAAUAUACUUAGAUGAGUUAUCAGUUCAGAAUUUAGCCAAAAAACAUGUAAGUCAAUAUUCAAAUAGCAUUAUCAAUCCUGGCGAUUCAGAUGCUUUGAGAUAUACCGUCAAUGAACUGGAAAAGUUAGGGUUCGAUCCAAGAGAGCUCAAGUAUUAUCCUUGGGUUAAUACCCCUAUUGAUACGAAGGUAGAAUUAAUUCAAAAUGGCGAUUUAAUUUUUGAACCUACUUUAAAAGAAGACAUCCUACAGGGAGACCCAACCGAUCAUAAGAAAGGAUUUAAUAAGGGUUACCAUGAUUAUUCUAAAAGUGGCACCGUUAAGGAAAACUACGUAUAUGUUAACUAUGGGACACUUGAGGAUUAUAAUUAUUUAUUAGAAAAUGAUGUUGCUAUAGAAAACAAAAUUCAUAUAAUUCGCUCGGGUGAAAUUUUCCGUGGCAUUCAAUUGAAGAAUGCAGCUCUAUUUGGAGCAUCUGGUGCCCUAACGUAUACUGAUCCAUAUGAUGAUGGUUGUGUAACGAAUAACAAUGGAUUCAAAAGUUUCCCAAGAGGCCCAGCAAGGCCAUUAAGCAGCAUUGAGAGGGGUUCUGUAAGUUAUUUAACAGAUUUCCCAGGUGAUCCUACUUCAAAUGGAUUUCCUGCAACCGAUGAACAUCAAGAACAUAUAGCCCCAGAUGGCAAAAUCCCAAGAAUUCCAUCAGUGCCGGUAAGCGCCAAGGAAAUUGCACCGAUCCUAAAUAAAUUGAACAAUAGCGGCGUAAGGUUCAAAAAUAAAGGUGGCAUACGUGGAUUUGAUUACUCAACUGGACCAUCAGAAGGAGAUCUGCAAGUCAGGAUAUUUAACGAUCAGAGAUAUGACAUUAUUAAUAUUACAAACGUAGAAGUAGACAUACCUGGAAUAUUCGCGGAUGGUACAAUUAUUAUCGGAAGCCAUCGUGACCACGUUUCGGCAGGGGGUGCAGGCAGAGCAAGCAGUAGCAGUGCUAUAUUUUUGGAGCUUGCAAGAGGUUUGAAGAGCUUGAAAGAUAAAGGUUGGAUACCUUUACGCCCAAUCAAACUUAUUAGUUGGGAUGGAUCAGAGAAGGCUGUUUUAGGUUCUACUGAAUUCACUGAAAACUAUGGCCCGGUAUUAUCAAAGAAUUCGCUUGUAUAUAUCAAUUUAGAUAAAGUGGUGACAGGAACAAAAUUUAACUGUGUGGCCAAUCCAUUAUUAUAUGAUAUACUUCAACGUGCAGCCAAAGGGACUACCUUCAAGGAUGACCAUGACUGGUCCUUAUUAGAUGAGUGGAACAGAACCUCCAAUAUUUCAUUUGGCUCCCCAGGUGGAGGAACAGAUAUCAUGUCAUUCCAGAAUUAUUUAGGUAUACCUUCUGUAAGUUUUGGCUUUGAAGAUGAUAAAAGGAAAGAUGCAGUGUAUCCAUCAAACUCCCACUAUGAUACUCAGGAAUGGCUGGAAGAAUUUGUCGACCCUGAUUAUAAAUUGCAUAACACAAUUGCCAAAUUUUUAGGCAUCACCGUCUUGGCCCUAAGCGAGAAAGAAAUGAUUCCAUUUAAGGCUAGUGCAUAUUUGAACGAAAUCGAAGUCACGUUUGAUAAAUUAAGUACUGACAUACAGUAUACCUUCCCUGGAGACAGAGAAUUGGCAAGCAAGAUAGAGACAACAUCAGAACAGAUAAAGUUAUUAUCGCAGGAUUUGGGAAUGAAGUUUGACAAAUCCAAUGAAAAAUUGUAUAAAAUGACUGUUACCGAAUUACCAUUAUGGAAAAUAUACAAGAAAUUUCCAAUAUACAGUCGAUUGUUAAGAUCUAAUGAAAAAUUAAUGAACUUCGAUAAACUGUUCUUAUCUUCCAAAGGCUUGAAAGAAAGGACUAAGAUGAAACACUCAAUAUACGCUCCAAACAAAUAUACAGGUUAUGAUAGUGAUAUAUUACCAGGAAUCCACGAAGCUUUAAUAGAUGAAAACAAAGACGAUAUAUUUCAUUACCUUACAAUAUUACAAAUUCAACUAGCAAAUUUAAAAUAUCUGCUGCUAUAA
Tetrapisispora phaffii CBS 4417 is the source of this 2400-nucleotide messenger RNA. RefSeq lists its product as uncharacterized. The coding region runs from base 1 to 2400 and encodes 799 amino acids. The transcript has a single exon. Gene Ontology annotation, molecular function: carboxypeptidase activity. The record is from RefSeq and is a predicted model, not a curated record. Lineage: Eukaryota; Fungi; Ascomycota; Saccharomycetes; Saccharomycetales; Saccharomycetaceae.